AGUUUGUGUGAAGAGCGCCCAUCAGCUCUUCAGUGUGGAUCCUCCCCUCCGACUUCCACUUCGGUGGUCUCUGAUGGCAGUGGAAACGUUCCGCCUUAAUAGCGCCGGCAAACUUGGUGGAUUUCAGAGCAUGAUGACAGUUCUGGUGUGUGGAUACGGGCGGUGGUGGUUCGUGUGUAACAUGCAAACUAACGAGACCCGCAGCGAAAAAUACGUAGUCUAAGAACCGAAGCAUCUAGGCUGGAUGGAAUUUAGCAUCAAAAAAAGUCCUCUGUCUGUUCAGAAAGUUGUAAAGUGCAUAAAGAUGAAGCAGGCACCAGAAAUCCUUGGCAAUACAAACGGGAAGACCCAGAACUGUGAAGUGAACCGCGACUGUUCUGUAUUCCUCAGCAAAGCUCAGCUUUCUAACAGCCUGCAGGAGGGAGUCAUGCCGAAAUUUAAUGGCCAUGAUGCGCUUCCCUUCAUUCCAGCUGAGAAGUUGAAAGAUCUUACUUCCCGUGUGUUUAAUGGAGAGCCUGGUGCACAUGAUGCCAAAUUGUGUUUUGAGUCCCAGGAAGUAAAAGGAAUGGGGACGCCACCCAACACUACCCCUGUCAAAAAUGGCUCUCCUGAAAUUAAGCUGAAAAUCACUAAGACAUACAUGAAUGGGAAGCCUCUCUUUGAAUCUUCCAUUUGUGGUGACAGUGCUGCUGAUGUGUCCCAGUCAGAAGAAAAUGGACAAAAAUCUGAGAACAAGGCGAGGAGGAACAGGAAAAGGAGCAUAAAAUAUGACUCCUUGCUGGAGCAGGGCCUUGUGGAAGCAGCUCUGGUGUCCAAGAUCUCAAGUCCUGCAGAGAAAAAGAUUCCAGUUAAGAAAGAACCCUGUCCAACCACAGGCAGAGACAAAGACCAGCUGUUGAAGUAUAACGUGGGUGACUUGGUGUGGUCCAAAGUGUCGGGCUACCCCUGGUGGCCCUGCAUGGUUUCUGCUGACCCACUCCUGCACCACUACACCAAGCUCAAAGGUCAGAAAAAGAGUGCACGCCAGUAUCACGUACAGUUCUUUGGUGAUGCCCCAGAGAGAGCUUGGAUAUUUGAGAAGAGCCUUGUAGCUUUUGAAGGAGAAGGACAGUUUGAAAAAUUAUGCCAGGAAAGUGCCAAGCUGGCACCCACGAAGGCUGAGAAAACCAAGCUGUUGAAGCCUAUUUCAGGGAAACUGAGGGCCCAGUGGGAAAUGGGCAUCGUCCAAGCAGAAGAAGCUGCAGGCAUGUCAGUAGAAGAGCGGAAAGCCAAAUUCACCUUCCUCUACGUGGGGGACCAGCUUCACCUCAACCCUCAGGUGGCUAAGGAGGCUGGCCUUGCUGUGCAGACCUCUGGAGAAAUGGCAGAGGCCACAGGGGGUGGUGAGGAAGCUGCUGCAGACCCCGGGCCCAUGAAGGAAGAGGGUGGGCCCAUGAAGAGAAGGCGGAGAGUCAAACGGCCCAGCUCUGUGGAGCACCAUGAGAGUGGCCCUGGCACAGAGAGGAGUUCUCCUCAAAAGAUGGCAGAGGUGGACCCCAAAAGAGGAAUGGGCUCUCCUCCUGGGAGAAAGAAAACCACACCCUCCACUCCGAGGAGCAGGAAGGGAGAUGCAGCUGCCCAGUUUUUGGUCUUCUGUCAAAAGCACAGGGAUGAGGUUGUUGCUGAGCAUCCGGAUGCCUCAGGCGAGGAGAUUGAAGAACUGCUAGGCUCCCAGUGGAACAUGCUCAAUGAAAAACAGAAGGCACGCUAUAACACCAAGUUUGCCCUGGUGACCUCCACCCAGGCUGAAGAUGACUCUGGUAACGUUAAUGGGAAGAAAAGAAUCCACACAAAGAGGACAGAGGACCCUCCAGAAGAUGGUGACGUUGAGGAUAUACCCAGGAAAAGACUAAGGACAGACAAGCAUAGUCUUCGGAAGAGAGAGAUGACCACUGACAAAAUGGCCAGAGCCAGCUCUUACAGGGCCUCAGAGACAGCCUCCUCGCUCAGGAGCCAGGCAGCAACAAAAAAUCUGUCUGAUGCUUGCAAACCACUGAAGAAGCGAAACCGGGCUUCCGCAGCAGCGUCUGCAGCUCUGGGGUUUAGCAAAAGCUCGUCUCCUUCUGCGUCCUUGACCGAGAACGAGGUCUCAGACAGCCUCGUGGAUGAGCCCUCGGAGUCCCCUUAUGAGAGUGCAGACGAAACACAGACCGAGGUGUCCGUCUCCUCUAAGAGGUCGGAAAGAGGAAUCACUGCCAAAAAGGAGCACGUGUGUCAGCUGUGUGAGAAGACAGGCAGCCUCCUGCUGUGUGAAGGGCCCUGCUGUGGGGCUUUCCACCUCACCUGCCUGGGCCUCUCCCGGAGACCUGAAGGGAGGUUCACCUGCAGCGAGUGUGCCUCAGGGGUCCACUCGUGCUUCGUGUGCAAAGAGAGCAAGACAGAGGUGAGGCGCUGCGUGGUGACUCAGUGUGGGAAGUUCUACCACGAAGCCUGUGUGCGGAAGUUCCCGCUGACGGUGUUUGAGAGCCGCGGCUUUCGCUGCCCCCUGCACAGCUGUGUGAGCUGCCAUGCCUCCAACCCCUCACAUCCAAGGCCAGCAAAAGGGAAGAUGAUGCGCUGCGUGCGCUGCCCUGUUGCCUACCACGGAGGGGACGCCUGUCUGGCAGCAGGGUGCACGGUGAUCGCGUCCAACAGCAUCAUCUGCACCGGCCACUUCACCGCUCGGAAGGGGAAGCGGCACCACAGCCAUGUCAACGUCAGCUGGUGCUUCGUGUGCUCCAAAGGGGGCAGCCUGCUGUGCUGCGAGGCCUGCCCAGCAGCCUUCCACCCCGACUGCCUCAGCAUCGAGAUGCCCGACGGCAGCUGGUUCUGCAAUGACUGCAGGGCUGGCAAGAGGCUGCACUUCCAGGACAUCGUCUGGGUCAAACUGGGGAACUACAGAUGGUGGCCGGCAGAAGUUUGCCAUCCCAAAAAUGUUCCCCCAAAUAUUCAGAAAAUGAAGCACGAGAUUGGAGAAUUCCCUGUGUUUUUCUUUGGGUCUAAAGAUUAUUACUGGACGCAUCAGGCGCGAGUGUUCCCGUACAUGGAGGGGGACCGGGGCAGCCGCUACCAUGGGGUCAGAGGGAUCGGAAGAGUCUUCAAAAACGCAUUGCAAGAAGCUGAAGCUCGUUUUCGUGAAAUCAAACUUCAGCGGGAAGCCCGAGAAACACAGGAAAGUGAGCGCAAGCCCCCUCCGUACAAGCAUAUCAAGGUGAACAAGCCCUACGGGAAAGUCCAGAUCUAUACCGCUGAUAUUUCCGAAAUCCCAAAGUGCAACUGUAAGCCCACGGACGAGAACCCCUGCGGCUUUGACUCAGAGUGUCUGAACAGGAUGCUGAUGUUCGAGUGCCACCCGCAGGUGUGUCCCGCGGGCGAGCACUGCCAGAACCAGUGCUUCACCAAGCGCCAGUACCCCGAGACCAAGAUCAUCAGGACCGAUGGCAAGGGCUGGGGCCUGGUGGCCAAGAGGGACAUCAGGAAGGGAGAGUUCGUUAACGAGUACGUCGGCGAGCUGAUUGAUGAGGAGGAGUGCAUGGCGAGGAUCAGGCACGCGCAGGAGAACGACAUCACCCACUUCUACAUGCUCACCAUAGACAAGGAUCGUAUAAUUGAUGCUGGCCCCAAAGGGAACUAUUCUCGAUUCAUGAACCACAGCUGCCAGCCCAACUGUGAGACCCUCAAGUGGACAGUGAACGGAGACACGCGAGUGGGCCUGUUUGCUGUGUGCGACAUCCCUGCGGGGACAGAACUGACUUUUAAUUACAACCUCGACUGUCUGGGCAACGAGAAGACGGUCUGUCGGUGUGGAGCCUCCAAUUGCAGUGGGUUCCUCGGGGACAGACCAAAGACCUCAGCAUCCCUUUCUUCAGAGGAAAAGGGCAAGAAGACCAAGAAGAAAACCAGGAGGCGCAGAGCCAAGGGGGAAGGGAAGAGGCGGUCGGAGGACGAGUGCUUCCGCUGUGGCGACGGCGGCCAGCUGGUGCUGUGUGACCGCAAGCUGUGCACCAAGGCCUACCACCUGGGCUGCCUGGGCCUGGGCAAGCGGCCCUUCGGGAAGUGGGAGUGCCCGUGGCACCACUGUGACGUGUGUGGCAAGCCUUCUGCCUCCUUCUGCCACCUCUGCCCCAACUCCUUCUGUAAGGAGCACCAGGACGGGACAGCCUUCCGCUGCACCCAGGACGGGCGGCCCUACUGCUGCGAGCAUGACUUGGGGGCAGAGUCGGGCAGGAGUGCCGAGACUGAGAGACCCUUCCCGGAACCCGUCAAGUCCAAAGGGAAGAGGAGGAAAAGGCGGUGUUGGCGCAGGGUCACGGAAGGCAAAUAGCGCCAGGCGGCGGCGUGGUCAGAUCCAGGGGUGGCGCGGGGCAGCCAGCCCCGCCUGCAGGGAGGGCAAGCAUGGCAGUGCCCCGGGACCCAGCUGCAGCCACCGCGACAGACGUGGGGGCCUCCUGGGGAGGGUACGCCUCCCUCACUGAGCCAUCGGCAGCUGUGCUGUCUGCACUGACGACCUCCCAGCCCUGAGCUGGGCGGCCCGGACAAACAAGCCUGGCCCAGAGCGCCAAGCCGUUCCAGGCUCUGUACCCUCCCGCGCUGUUGUGUAGGUUGACGUUGCCAUUGAAGGUGAAUGGGUGUAUGAAAUGCCUUUCUCUCACCGCACGUGUGUAGAGUAGUGUUUUCUGCAGGGCCUCUGCUCCGCCCACCUCGCUCUGCUUCUGUACAGUGCUGCACCACUCAGGAGGUGGGACUCGGGCCCUGGGUGCCCACAGACCACGGUUCUGAUCAUUUUGCUCUUUUGAAACAGCUCUGUGUUUUGUGCUAAUGUGAAUUUUUUUCCUUGAAAUGCUUCCUUCCCAUCCUGGCGACAGGCUGGCCCCACGAGCGUGGAAGUGGUGGUGUGUGGCAAGCUCUCCUGCAGGCGUCUCUGUGGGUUUGAACCCAGUGCUGGUGACAUGCCUGCUGUGGACAUGUGGGCCCCAAGGAGCAGCCUGUUCAGUGGGCUGCUUCUCCUUUGGGUUGCCUUCUGAACACACUAGGUUCUAUAGGUUCUAACCCACAUUUGAGGGGAAACCUUGUAUAUUUUUUUUCAUGUGACUUUUUUUCUUCUUUUUUUUUUAAUCUGGCUUUUAUUCUCAGUAUAUUCUUGCUAAACCUGUUUCACAAAUCACCAACUAAAACAUGCUCACUGAUGCAACCUGAGUUCUCUUACAGAGGCAGUGAACUCAGGGCCCAUGCCAGACUGCUGAGGGCAUGGGCUGCAGCGAGGACUCCUUGGCUUCACCCCGCGGUCCAGCCGGGCCUGCUUCUCUCGCACGCUCUCCAAGGGCACCACGAGAAGCAGCACCUAGUCUCGGUGGCCAGGCCUGGAGAUAAAAUUCUCUCUUACUUAUUGCAAGACCCACAGAGAGAUCCGAGGAGAACUAAGCUUUCUUUGGAAGACCUGACCCCUCCCUCCUGGGGGUUCCUCUUGCCCCGGGGAGCACGGAGCUCCGUGAGAAAGGGGGAGGCCACAGGCCUCCUGCAACAGGGGGAACGCAGAGGUGGCAGGCACUGCUUUCUGCAGAUGGAAGCGCACCACCUGCCCUCGAGAACCUGAGGUCUCAUCUGCUGUCCUGCGGACCCAGGCCUGGCUGCUCUCAUGGCUGCGCCCACACUCAGGCACCAGGUGUGUGGGAGGAAGCUGCUGACUGGCAGCCCUCCCUGUGCUUUUCUUCAGUCAUGGUCCCCCAAAAGUAACUUACCAAGGACCAAAAGGAACAAACAGCCCUGCAGCGAGCCGACACCUCCACACGAGCCCGCUCAGACAGGCCUCUGGGGAGUAUUUUUCACUUAGAGCCUAACUACUCAGUCCUCAGAAAAUAUUGGAUUGGUUCACAGACUUUUCUGUUCCUUAUGCCCUGAACUUGGAAGGCCGUUCUGGUGACAGGCCAGGUAGCAUCCCCAUGUGCACACGGCCCCACCUCUGGAGCCCAAGGCCCUAGGCUCCUCAGACGGGUGCCCGCCAGUAUUGUUACUUGUCCAAAAGACCCCUUCCUACCAGCUGAGCGAACAUGGUUUUGUAGUGCACCUUGGAGAACAGACUAACUUAUUUCUGUAUUGGCAGUAGUAAAGUUUUAUGAUUUUGAAGUCACUUCAAUAUUAUCUCCAAAUUAACCUAGAGCUUCCUAAAGGAAAUAUUGCAAAAAUCUUAAAUAAUUCUCCUUUUCAAAAACAAUGAGCAAAUAACACUAACUUUGAGAGUCUUCUAUUAGACCCGUUCAUAAAUUUGAGUAAAACGGGGCCUUGGGAUGGUGGCCAGGCAUGCAGUCAUGAGGUGCUCUGCCCUGCCCGAGUUCGUUCUGAGUCUGGGGGAAGAUCUGUUUUUGAGGGUUUGAAGCCUUCUCGAACAUCAACUUCAAUCCCUUGUCAUUAAUGUGAAGUACAACAUGGGAACCAGCUGACUGCCUCAGGGCUCUCAGCAGCAGGACCCAACCUGUACCUGCCCUGCGCACACCCCCCCCACAGGCAGCUCGUGUGUGCAAGCCUGGUGUCUGUCCAUGCCAGCACUGGCUUGUGAGGACACAGGUGCCCCACCAUUGUGUGUGGUCACUGAGAUAGGUCCAGUUGGACAGUUAUAAAAUAUGGUCACUUGUGGGGAAGCAUGUCUUGAAAGAAAGUAGCGAGGACUUGGGGACAGCCCUCCUUUCCCUAGUGUUGCCUCCUGGGACUCUCUGGGCCCGGGGCACACUCGGGUUGGUGCUCAUGACGCCUCUGAAAUAUUUAUCUUGACAUCUGAACCAUGAUGUGUACAGUGCCCAUAUUCCAGAACUACCUUAUUUUCAAAGAUUAAAGAAACUUGUUUUAAUUAAAGUUGACACAAACAAUUGUCAGUCGCAAGUAUCUUCAUCUGAAGUGUAGCUGGUGACUUGGUGGAGUAAAGCGCUGUCUGUUGGCGUCAUGGUGCCUGCCGUGGUGGCUGUUGAGAUGUGAGAUGCCUCCUCAGAAUCAACCCUAAGCUGAAGUGUGCCUGUCGGUGUCUAAGUUUCAUGCAGGUGCAGGUUCCUUCUAGGAACACUGGGUGCUAUCACCAGGCUUGAUAGUUAGACUUUAAAACUUGAAAUUUUUUUUUGGGGGGGGUGGGUAUACUGAAAUAUAGAUUUGAGAAUUGCCAGUUGGGGGGAAAUAGCAUUUAAAGUGGAAAGUUGUGUUUGGAAAAUUGUGUAUGAGUAUUU
Sciurus carolinensis (gray squirrel) is the source of this 7226-nucleotide messenger RNA. RefSeq names its product nuclear receptor binding SET domain protein 2 (gene Nsd2). The transcript has 22 exons. Gene Ontology annotation, cellular component: nucleus; chromatin. Gene Ontology annotation, biological process: regulation of DNA-templated transcription. The coding region runs from base 245 to 4342 and encodes 1365 amino acids. Gene Ontology annotation, molecular function: histone H3K36 methyltransferase activity. The record is from RefSeq and is a predicted model, not a curated record. NCBI's taxonomy places the organism in Eukaryota, Metazoa, Chordata, Mammalia, Rodentia, Sciuridae.